GCAAGUUCUCUGGAACCGCGGUUCUCUGCUGCGAGGGUUCCUGAAACAACGAGUUGGUGUGAAUUUCGCUCCGGUUUGGGUCGGCAUUUGUUUCGCUGGCUGCAAUGCAAAAGCUUCCUCGUUUGCUUUAUUUUUAAACAAAUUUUCCACAAUGAGACCGGGGUUAGUUUUCGUGUUGGUUUGUCUGAGCGUUUUUUUGCUGGAAUUCGUGGAAUGCCAGGAUGUAAACACCAAAACAGCUGCCAAAAGUAAAAAGCAAAAUACUGGCAAGAAAAAUAAACUGACCAACAAAAAGCCCAUAAGCAAACCAAAAGUGAAGAAGGUGGCGGCUAAGAAGCUUUCAAGAAUCAGCAUCAUGACCCAGCUACUGGAGAAAGGCAGGUUUCAGAAACCAUCUGAUACCUUGGUAAUUCCUGCUGGAGAAACACUUGUACUACGCUGCAGGGGGGAGUACAUCAGUUGGGCCUACCCCAUUUAUCUAGAUGAGGAAAAUGAUGGCAGAUUCAGCAUUAACCAUCGGGAAAGAUUUAGCCAACUGACGGUAGUGAACAGCACAGGAGCUGAUACCGGUGAAUACAGCUGCUGGGCAUUGGACUGUGACUCUGAGACCUGCAGAAAGGAUGACUCCAAAAAGGGGAGCACUUACGUCUUCUUUACUGAUCCUCGUGAACUGUUUGUACCAGCGAAUGAUUACUACGAAGCCAUUCAGCUUCGCACUGACAGGCCCACAAGAUUACCAUGCCAAGUGACAAAUCCUCUUGCCAAAGUGACUCUGCAUCGAGAGUUUCCCCCGGAGCUGAUUCCAGUGGAUGGGAAAUUAAUCACGUUUGACGUGAAGAAAGGUUUUAUUAUCCAUAAAGCUCUUCCAUUGUUUGGUGGCACACUAUACUGUGUGGCAAACUAUCAGGGACUAAUGCAGAGUUCCACAAAGUACCUGCUCAUAUUUACCCAUUAUCCGUCUGCACCUCCAUCAGCUAUGAUCAAAGCCUCAUCUAAAUCUGUACGUGCGGGGGCAAACUUCAACUUAACGUGCACCGUUCUUGGAGAAACUAACAUAGAGGUGGACUUCACGUGGGAAUUCCCUGGCCAGCAGCUGGGGAGACCAACCUAUACCAUGGAGAGCCAGCAGCCAGUAUAUGCUGGUGGUAAAGUAGCCCAGUCAUCACAAAGUGUGCUCCUGGUGGACGAGGCCCGCCCUGUCGAUGAUGGGCUCUACACUUGUACUGCUCAGAACCUGCAGGGGACGACUACAGUCUCCACCCCUGUCAAGGUACUUCCACAAAGAAGUCUGGGUCAAGCGUAAGCAGUGGAGCAUGAUUAAGAGUUUUCCUCAGGUUACUGACAACUACUCUGCAAAAUGGAGAAACUAACUGCAAUUGUCUUUAAAUCUGUGCUAACUAUUUAGUUGUACAUUUGUUAUUUCUAUCUUAGAAAAGAAGCUAUAUUUUACUGUUUAAAGUUUCCUCUAUAUUUCAUGAUAUUUUAAUCUUGCAUCACAAAGCUGACAUUCAGUUGUACAUUGGU
Messenger RNA from Pristis pectinata (smalltooth sawfish), 1524 nucleotides. Its product is annotated as platelet-derived growth factor receptor-like protein. The transcript has 6 exons. The coding region runs from base 152 to 1303 and encodes 383 amino acids. Lineage: Eukaryota; Metazoa; Chordata; Chondrichthyes; Rhinopristiformes; Pristidae. The record is from RefSeq and is a predicted model, not a curated record.